CCUCCUAUUUACAUAUCCACAAUUCAACAUUCGACAGAAAUGGAUGUGGAAACUCGGAAGAAAUCGUGUUUCCGAACACAAGAUAAGCUUAUUGUCUUUCCCCUGCAAUACCCUUCUUAAUCGAUAUUCCCAAUUAUAUAUACUCGCCAUCUCCAUGGUAGUUUGGAAAGAUGGUGACGACUCGAUCGAAGAAACGCGUCAGUGACGAGGGCCUCGAAAAAGCCACGAAACGACCGAAACUCGAAGAAAAGACCGAUAUAACGAGAUGGCGCAUGUUAGACGAAAGAGGACGACAUAUUUGGCAAUAUCUCGAAGACGAUGAAGCGGCGAAGGAAUGGCCACAGAGUUAUGCAGACAGGUGGUACUUGGGAUUAGAUACUGAACUUCCUGACUUACCGGAACCUCAAAACCCCCUCGAUUCCGUCGUCAAUGGCCUCACGUUCUUCGAGAAACUUCAAUUACCUUCCGGCCAAUGGGGUUGCGAAUAUGGUGGACCUAUGUUCCUGUUACCGGGUAUUGUUAUUACCUGGUACGUGACGAAGACACCGAUUCCUUGGUAUACCGCUACCGAAAUCAAAAACUACCUAUUUGCGAGAGCGCACCCUGAAGACGGCGGAUGGGGUCUACACAUCGAGGGCGAGAGCACUGUACUCGGAACUGCGUUCAGUUACACGAUUCUUCGCAUUGUCGGUGUCGACCCCGAACACCCGGUAAUGGUCAAGGCUCGAGGCACGCUACACAAACUUGGAGGUGUUACACGUGCCCCUCACUGGACAAAAUUCUGGCUGAGCGUGUUGGGUGUUUGCAAAUGGGAUAUCGUCAACCCAGUCCCUUCCGAGUUAUGGCUAUUACCUGAUUGGGUCCCAAUUGCUCCUUGGAGAUGGUGGAUUCAUAUGCGCCAAGUUUUUCUUCCUAUGAGCUACAUCUACUCGAAGAAAUGGACCUGCAAAGAGGACGAUAUCAUUCGAGGCUUGAGGCAGGAAUUAUUUGUGGAAGAUUGGGAAAAAAUUGAUUGGGUCGGCAAUCGAAAUAGCAUAUGUCCCCUCGAUAACUACCACCCGAAAUCAUGGCUCCUCAACACUGCAAAUUGGUUCCUCGUCAAUAUCUGGAACCCUUACCUCCGAAGUAAAGGACUGGCUGAAAAAGCUGACGAUUGGGUCAGUAAGCUCGUUGACAUGGAGGAUGCGAAUACAGACUUUGCUGAUCUAGCCCCUGUAAAUGCCGCUAUGAACACCGUCGUCUGUUACAUCCGCGACGGUCCAGGUUCAUACACGGUCCGGAGACAUAUCGAGAGACUGGAUGAUAGUAUGUGGAUGAAUCAAGAGGGUAUGAUGUGCAACGGUACCAAUGGGGUACAAUGCUGGGAUACGUCAUUUCUCAUACAGGUCGCAAUUGACGCAGGGCUCGAAAAGGAUCCUCGUUGGAAACAGAUGUUGAUAAAAGCGUUGGCAUUCCUUGAUGACCAGCAGAUACGUGAGAAUUGCAAAGAUCAAGCAGUUUGCUACCGACAACAACGAAAGGGAGCUUGGGCUUUCAGUACGAGAGACCAGGGUUAUGCAGUUUGUGACUGCAUCUCCGAGGCACUAAAGUCUGUCAUACUGCUUCAAAAGACACCAGGGUACCCUCAGCUCCUCGACGACCAGCGCAUAUUCGACUCUAUCGAUACUCUCUUAACAUACCAGAACAAGUCAGGUGCUUGCUCGUCGUAUGAACCGACUCGGGGAAGCGAGUUGUUAGAAAUGUUGAACGCGGCAGAGGUUUUCGGCAAGAUUAUGGUUGAAUACGAUUAUGUGGAAUGUACAACUGCGGUGGUUACUGCGCUCUCGUUGUUCCAGAAGCACUGGCCUGACUAUAGGACUCAGGAAAUCAAGAGCUUUAUUGGACGAUCCGUUAAAGCUGUUAAAUCGCUUCAACGAGCGGAUGGAUCAUGGUAUGGCAACUGGGCUAUUUGCUUUACCUAUGCGACUAUGUUUGCCCUAGAAAGUUUGAAGAGCAUUGGUGAGACAUACGGCAACAGCUCUUAUUCGAAGAAAGGCUGUGACUUCUUGAUUUCUAAGCAGAGAGAAGAUGGAGGGUGGUCAGAAAGCUAUCGGUCUUGCGAAAGAAUGAUAUAUACUGAACACCCGACCGGCUCCCAAGUUGUAAUGACGGCUUGGGCUCUGAUAGGUUUGAUGAAAGCGGAUUAUCCAGACAUCGAACCUCUGAAAAAAGGCAUCAAACUCAUCAUGGGUAGACAGCGACCGAAUGGUGAGUGGAAACAGGAGGCCAUCGAAGGUGUGUUCAACAAGAGCUGUAUGAUCUCAUAUCCAAACUACAAGUUUACCUUCACGAUGAAAGCCUUGGGAAUGUUUGCGGCGAAGUACCCUAAUGAGACAGUAGUAUAAUAGUUUCGUCAGUCUUCACGAUAUAAAGCACUGUCGCAUAAGAUAACGACGCGAGAAUAGAUUUAGAGUAGUAUACACAAUUAAUCCUAAUAUAAUUCACAGUGUCACGUAUGAUGUG
Messenger RNA from Hypoxylon trugodes, 2502 nucleotides. Its product is annotated as terpene synthase. The record is from RefSeq and is a predicted model, not a curated record. Lineage: Eukaryota; Fungi; Ascomycota; Sordariomycetes; Xylariales; Hypoxylaceae. Gene Ontology annotation, biological process: ergosterol biosynthetic process; triterpenoid biosynthetic process. The transcript has 3 exons. The coding region runs from base 171 to 2384 and encodes 737 amino acids. Gene Ontology annotation, cellular component: lipid droplet. Gene Ontology annotation, molecular function: lanosterol synthase activity.